Molecule: messenger RNA, 9106 nt
Organism: Neodiprion virginianus
Lineage: Eukaryota; Metazoa; Arthropoda; Insecta; Hymenoptera; Diprionidae
Gene: rk
Product: lutropin-choriogonadotropic hormone receptor
Exons: 13
Coding region: 540-3575 (1011 amino acids)
Biological process (GO): G protein-coupled receptor signaling pathway
Cellular component (GO): membrane
Molecular function (GO): protein binding; protein-hormone receptor activity; G protein-coupled receptor activity
Source: RefSeq, a predicted model, not a curated record
CUCCGCAGGAAUAGUUCGCGGUAGCGGACGGAGCAAGCUGCAAGCAGACGCGCGCUAUUCCCAUUCCUUCGGCUUCCAGCCUCCAGCGUCUCUCCGUAUUUCACAGAGCACACGCGCCCGCGCCCAGUAGCCUCGCGACAAGAGGGUGAAACGGCGUCGGCGGCGGUGGCGGUUAUCUUUUAUUUUUUUGCAUACUUAGUUGUGGGUGGCGCCGCACAGUCGUUUCAUUCCGACUUGGCGUCAGCUCGUGUCGGUCGGUCGUCGUUUGCAUCGUCGGUGACUGACGCGUGUUGGGACAUACUUAUAAUGCCGCCGAACGAGGGUAACAGGGCCAUGGAAUUAUCCUCGUCGCGAGUGAUAAUACACGCGUGAACACGCUGAUGCGUGCAUGCGUGCGUGCGUGCGUGCGUGCGUGCAUGCGUGCCUAUGUGCCGCCGUGUGAUGCAUUCGGUGUGCGGUGGUAGAAGGUAGUGGCUGCAGGCGAGGAGGAGGACAGGAGUCGUCCGUCCCCUUCUGGAGCGAGGCCGGCGUCCGGCAGCAUGAGCCCACGGCGCUCGGCUGCAGCUGUCACUUUUAUACUUUCGUUAUUAUUGUUAUUAUCACUGUUGUUGUCGAUCGGCAAUAACGGAUGCUCGGCUCAUUCGGAGCGCACGGCACCCUCGCAGGUUUCCCUGGAUCGCUGCAACGCCACCGCUGACGGUAGAGAGUUUCUCUGCCGUGGGGCGGGUUUCGACACGAUACACGAACCGCUCGGAUCAGCAACCCUUUCGCACUCCGUCAACCUCACCAAGAUCGAUUUAUCAAGCAACAAUAUAACUAACAUUCCGGCCUUUGCAUUUCAUCAGUUUUGUACACUUCAAGUUUUGUCUUUUCGGCGUAAUCAUUUGGUUUCAAUCAGCAUCGACGCGUUUGUUAAUUCAACGAAUUUAAAAGUGCUAGAACUUGACGACAAUCUGCUAACAGAAAUACCGAGAGCUAUCGUACAGCUACAGAACCUCGAGGACUUGUCUAUAACGAAUAAUCGAAUACAAAGGAUAGAAGGCGGAUUGCUACAGCACUUGGGAAAUCUGGAGUCCUUGGAUCUGAGAGGAAAUCCCAUAAAAGAAAUACAUCCUGAUAGCUUUCAGGAACUCAAGAAACUUCGUAAACUGAUUCUGUCCAACGUUAGGGACUUGAAAGAGUUCCCAAAUCUGAACGGAACUGGAGCACUGGAAUUGCUAAGACUAGAUCGCGCUCGACUGAAGGAGGUACCGGCUGGACUUUGUCGAACAUGUCCAAAACUUAAGAGUUUAGACCUGAAAUCCAAUUACUUGACACGCAUUCCAAAUUUGACAGAGUGCAGUGAUCUUCGUGUUUUGGACCUGACUAGUAACAUGAUUUCUUCGUUAUCUGGACAACCUUUUAAAAAUCUCUCUGCGCUACAUGAUUUACUUCUGUCAAAUAACAAUCUACGAUCACUACCAGGAGAUGGUUUCGAUGGUCUAUUCAAAUUGCAAGUUCUAGAUCUUGAAAGUAAUUACAUUGAAUACAUACAUCCGGAUACAUUCAGAGAGAAUAAACACCUUGAAGAUCUAAAUCUUGGAAACAACAUAUUUCCAACUUUGCCAACGGCUGGACUUUCUCAGUUACUGCAUUUGAAAACGUUCAAUAAUCCUGCGCUCAAGGAAUUUCCAGCACCCGAAAUGUUUCCCCGCGUUCAGACUAUGGUAUUGUCUUAUGCUUACCAUUGCUGUGCUUUUCUUACCAUGGAAUUGGACGAACCAAUUACCAAAUCACCGGUAGAAGAGUCGGUACUUUUUCCUACCAAUAAUAAAUUCGACAUGAGUCUUUGGAAUUCUAGUCUCACUGAUAUUUGGCCACAGUUACAUUUUACAUACCCUGGUAACCUGCCUGCCUAUGUGGAGGAUUAUUUUGAGGACCAGGAAGGACGAAGUACGAUUCCAAGUCAUUUGGCACCGUUGCACGUACAGUGCCUGCCCCAGCCUGGACCCUUUUUGCCAUGUCAAGACUUGUUCGACUGGUGGACCUUGCGCUGUGGAGUUUGGAUCGUCUUUCUCCUGGCCAUGCUUGGAAACGGCACCGUUGUAUUUGUUCUGAUCUUUUCAAGGAGUAAGAUGGACGUACCAAGGUUUUUGGUAUGCAAUUUGGCUGCCGCCGAUUUCUUCAUGGGUGUCUACUUGGGCUUGUUAGCGGUGGUCGAUGCCUCGACACUCGGCGAAUUUAGGAUGUACGCCAUUCGAUGGCAGAUGUCUACUGGAUGUCAACUUGCCGGUUUUCUCGGUGUUCUCAGCUCUGAAUUAAGUGUUUACACCCUUGCGGUGAUAACUUUGGAAAGAAAUUAUGCCAUUACUCACGCAAUGCAUCUUAAUAAACGGCUAUCUCUGAAACACGCCGGAUACAUUAUGACCGUUGGAUGGGGAUUUGCUCUCUCAAUGGCAACAUUACCCCUGCUUGGCGUAUCUGACUACCGAAAAUUUGCAAUAUGUUUACCAUUUGAAACAACAGGGACAGUUUCUCUUACAUAUGUAGUUUUUUUAAUGCUCAUUAACGGAGUAGCAUUUUUAAUUCUGAUGGGAUGCUACCUGAAAAUGUAUUGCGCUAUUCGUGGCUCCCAGGCAUGGAAUUCAAAUGAUUCGAGAAUCGCCAAACGAAUGGCUCUUCUGGUAUUUACAGACUUCUUAUGCUGGUCUCCGAUAGCAUUUUUUUCACUCACUGCAACAUUUGGCCUACAGUUGGUUUCGUUGGAGCAGGCGAAAGUAUUUGCCGUGUUCGUUCUACCCUUAAAUUCAUGUUGCAACCCUUUCUUAUAUGCUAUAUUAACUAAACAGUUUAAAAAGGAUUGUGUGCUGAUUUGCAAAGCAAUUGAAGAAUCUCGCGUAACGAGAGGUAUAGGUAGAUGUCGUCACAGCUCAAAUUUUAGCAACCGACAAACUCCGGCCAAUACUAAUAGUCUAGUUGAUAGAUCGUCGAGGGAAAAUCAAGCACCAUGUGUGUGUAACACUCGACUCCUCGAAGCAAGUCAAUGUAGAGGUAAUUGGUGGGGAACGAGAUGGUUGUGGCCGUGUACGCGUAGUCAGCAUGAAAGACACGCGCGCAGCGAUCAGUACGCUUAUCAAAUUGCCGAAAUCCAACAAAAACAGCACAAGCGUGCUUCGUCUGUGUCUUCUAGUGAAAAUUUUUCGUCUUCGAGAUCAGAUUCUUGGAGACAGACCCACCACUGCGGUAUACCAUUACGAUUACUAGACCCCAAGAGACGGGCCUCUUCAUGGUUGAUAACAAGGAAACCGUCUCAAGACUCUAAUCUUAGCUCAUCGCGCAACGAUUCCUCUGGCUCGGCGACAACUGCUAGCACUAGUACGUGGAGAAUGUCUCGCUCAAGCGCUUCUCUAGAGGUGACUGCCCGUCCAGCGCCGAGACCUGUAAGGCCAAAGCCGCGAUUAACGAGACAACUUGCUGUUCAAGAACCAGAUCCUCCUGCGUCGCCGGGUAGAUUGGCUGUUAGACUUUUGGCCACGAUACCUUCAGCGGCUGAAAUGAGUGAACAGCAGGAUGAUGAUGGUGUGUUAGGAAAUUGAUAAUGCCAGUAAAGAAAGGAAGAAAUGAAAUGUAGGGAAAAAUAUAUUUAUACACUUACUUAAGUUAAUGACUUUACACGUGGUGUAGAAAAUUUACUAUUGCAACGGGGUAAUGCAAUUAACUGGCCAUGUUAAGAGUUGGAAAAAGAAUAUAUAUAUACAUAUAUAUAUAUAUUGUAGCUAUAGUAAUAUACAUAUAAGUAAAGAAAAGGCCAUGACAUUAAAUCCACCUCCAUUGCUCUCUGAAAACCAGAAUGAUAAAUUAUUGAUAUAUAUCUCCUUUCCAUAGUGUAUUAUGUCAUAGUUUUCAGUGUUUCUUUCGCUCUCUCUCUCUCUCUUUCUCGCUCUCAGCUCUCUUAAUAGUUGCGUCAACUGGUAAGGAUACAAACUGUUGACAUUAAUAUUCGUAGAUUUUUCGGAAUUUAUAAGACUGACGAAAUACAUUUUAUAUAAUCCUAUGCAGCAAUGCCCACUCAACUGUUACAUUUUAAAUCCACACUACUUGACGUACAAGAUCAAGAAAUGCAUAACUCCCGUUUAUUAUUAUUACAGUUGUAAGUUACUCGGAGGUGGAUUUGCUGAUAUUUUGUAAAAUCGACACAAAAAUAUAUUGUUAUUAAAAAAUUUGCACGGAACUGAAUUACACACUGAUUCAUGAAAGGUGAAAUCAGCUAAUGACAAGUAUUGAAUCAAGUCUUGUAGGAAAGUUGGAAAUAUUAUAAUUUCAUCCACAACAUAAUUCCCCUGAAUGAUACGUUUCAAUUUACCAUUUUUAUGUAAGUAUUUAUUAUGUACAAGUAUUAACAUUAUCAUUAAUAUACACAUAUUAUUUAUAAAAGAUUAAUAUAUUCCGUGAAAAUAUACAUCACAUAACAACAUAUUCAUGUGUAGCCCAUUCAAUUGAUGUAGAUACUAGGUUUUUUAGUCUAGGAUCUUUUAGUCACUCAUUAUCAGAACUAAUCAGUUGCCUCGUGAAAAUUAUCACAAAUAUGUAACUGACGCAGUUAUAGUUUAAUUCAAAACCAGUCCACUCUGAGAGACACAGAUUGCGCACCAAUCUUACAAAAAUAAUCCUGCGUGUAAUUAUUCUACACAAAUUUAUCCUAUACGAAACGAUCCCAUGUAAAAUUAUAUUUCCACGCAACGUUAUCCUCCACGAAAUUGAUCCUCACGUGGAGUUUCGACACAUAACUACUGGUCUGAUUUCAUGAUGAUAUACCUAAUAAGUACGUGUAAAAUAAUUAGGUGUAGGAUAAUUUUCUGUACAAUUGUCAUGCCCCGCCAUGACACGGAUAGCUAAUAAUUGAUCUAUUAUUUGCUCAACGGUAUAUGUAUAAUGACAGGAUAGCUGAAAGAAACGAAAGCAAGAAAACCAAUCCAUUUAUCUUGCUCAUAUUGUUGACUUUCGGAUUUCAUUCGAGAAAAUUUCAUGCUACCAUAAUCAGUUAGAUUUUGUAUGCACAACACAAUGUAGCUGUUUACUGUUUGCGAAUAGAUUUAAAGAGUUAUCAUUAGUUGAGUCAAUUAUUAAUUGAAAUAGAAUUGCAUUUUCCAGCCACUGAUAGUUCAACCAUGGUCAAAGAAAUGAUCUAUAUUCAGAAUGUUUGUAAUUUGCUGCGGUUGCCGCAUUGGAUUCCACUGAAUACGAUGCCUUCGUAUUAUAUUACAUUGAAUACGUGGUCUGUGUUGCCUGUCAUGUUAUAUCAAUGAUGGUGGUGACAUAUUUCACCAUUAUUGGUCAGUUAAUUCUAAUAAAACUCGGAACAUUUUGUAGCUCAAGAUGGGUAAAAUAACGACUCCACAGUAGAGCCAAUAUAUAAUUACUGACUUGAAAAAGGAUGUAAUAAGUUGUGUGAAAUGUUGAUCACUCAAAUAUUGAAACUUUGAAACAAAUUUUGUGUGAUAGCUAAUAUAUUAAGCAAACUGAUAAUUAUUCAUGCUAACAAUUAAAUUAUAGUUUAUAUUCCUCGCUGUAAGAUAUAUACGUACCCUAACGAUAAGACGUUUGUCCUGCGUACAUUUUAGGUAAACUGAUCGUUCCUAUAAUGCUACUGGUUGUAUACUCUUUGAUGUCCACAGUAUUGAAUCAUUAUUGGGAAGAAAAAUAUAUCCUCCAAAUCGUUAUAGUAAUAUUUAAUUUUAAAAAAACUAGUAAAAGCUGCAAUAUUCACUUUAUACACGUAUAGGUAUACAUAUUCAUACAAUUAUACAUAUUUUAUUGAAGAGUCCCUCCUUCCUAUUGGAGUUAUUUAUAGCAAUAUUUCUACUGGCUACGUUAUUGACCCGCGAUUUGUAAAUAUAAAAAGACACGUUUUAACAUUCUUCCGAAGUAACAAGUUGCAAGUGUAAUAAAAUAGCAGUAUCGCAGCAUACAUUUUAUAUCGUAGGGAAAAUUUUUAAACUUCAGAACAAUAUAAAACGCGACAGUUCUUUAAGCAUUUUCUUGUGAUUUUAUUGAAAUGAGUAUUCUAUCGUAAUAAUCAGAACAAGCUGCAACCUACAAAUUCCGAAAUUACUUAAGAACAAGAUUUAUCUGUUGAUACCUUUACCAAGACUUUGUACUCAAUAGAUGAGAUUUUAUCCAUUUUCGGUCGGUAUAGCGCUUCGAAAACAUCUAUACCUGCAUACCUGCCGGUGAUUGAUUAAUAUCGUAACGCCAUUGGUAGUAGUGUCAGGGUGUCUAAGGUGUGUGAACACAACUUCGGUACGGUGUUAGUAUAAUUUGUUGUGUGGCAAUAAGUUGACUUUGAACAACAAGAAAAACAAUAUUCAUUUGGUGAUCACAUACCUAUGAUUAUAAGCUUGAAAGAUAUUCAAUCCAACGUAACGUUUCAUGGCAAUAUCAUAAAAGUGAACAACACUCUCUAAAUUGAAGUGAUUGAAUAACUAAAAAUUACGCAUUUUGUGUCGCAACUAUUUUUAAAAACGCCUAAUACGUGCAGUUCAUGUAGGUGGUUGACGGGUAUUUUUCUACAUGCUCUAAUGUUUUGAAACAACAAAUAUUAAUUAUAGAUAUACAUAUAUUAGAGGUAAGGAAAUUGAAUGUGAGGUAUUUGAAAGAAGUCUGGCUAUGCAUUGUACGUCAAAAAGGAAAUUAUUCAGCAUGUUUGUACCAGUAUUUCUAUACACAGGUAUGCCAAUGCUGGGGUACAUUCAUAAUUUAUUACAAAUUUUUAUUACACAUGUAAGCUCACGGUAGAUCAUUGAUAAUUAUUAUACAUAAAAGCAUGGGGUGUAAGGACGAUAAUAUUGUUGGACAAUAAGAACUGAAUCAUUGAACUCAUGUAAACCUAGUCAAUAUUUUGCAGUAUAUACGAAAUAUUAUAUCCUGUUCAAUAGGCCUAUGAUUAACAGAUUGUAAAUGCUUACAAAAGAGAAACACAGCUUGAUUUGGUUGUUUACAGAUGAAUAACGGUCAAUCUUAAAAAUGGGCAAAUCGACAGAAAUCGCUGUUGGGUUCGUUUGUUUUUUUUCUCCAUUUAUCUCGCCCUAAUUCUAUAUAAAGAUAAGUUUGAAACUUGAUAGAAAACGCAGUACGAAUAGCCUGCAUAUAGUUACUUAUUGUGCCAAAGACUAAAUACUUGAAGACCUUGCAAUGCUGAGUUUACUAUUAGGAGUCAUAAUGUUGUCUGUGUUUAUAAAUAUUUAAAUUCUGUGAGUGAAAUUAUAAGAGUCAAUUUAUCUAACGUAUUCGUUAGAGGUUUACAAAGCAGGUAAAUAAAAUUAUUGAGUCAUUAGCCUGGCUCACUUAGCCUGUUUGUAUUGAAAAAUCAGCAUUCUUUUUUUUUUAGUAUCACGUGAACUGUUGUUAAUUGAUCUACUCCAAUGUAAUUAAAGUAUGUCGCCGAUAACUUGACCCGUAUUUAUUUCACUUUCAAUUAGAAGAGGAUUAGUAAAAAAAAAAAAAAUCCCGAAGAAACAAACGUAUUUAUACUUGAAUACUAAUUUUUAUUUCGGAAAGUUUGAUAUAUUUCUUUGAUUACAAGGAAGACGCACAUGUUCUAUACAGGCAUUGAAAUCCUUACAUAAUAUUCAUUUAAAGAUAUUUCAAUUGCGUUACAACUAAUGUACAGUGAAUAUGUUUAAAGGGGCCCAAAACUAUUAAUUUCAACUACUGGGCCAUACACAUUCAGAUAGAACAUGUUCAAUUAUUUUUUCAAUUGAUAUAAUUAUUCAUGUACACAAUAUAUUUGUUUAGCUGUUCAGUAGAAGGAGUUUGCAAAUGGAUUGCCCUUAUAUCUCUGAGGAUUUUGAAUGGGAUGCACGGCCUCCUUAAAAAUAUUCUGUACACAACUUGCCCAAUAAUAAGUCAUGUAAGUAAGUACAUGAUCUAUUUUAUGUACAUUUAUGUGCCUACAUCUAUUUACAUUCUCGCGUAUGAUUGAUAGUUUUAAUCAUAGUUACGUUGAGAUUCUUCUCAUUUCAAUAUAUACGUGCGAUAAGACACGAAGUGAAUUACUACCCUCGUUUAAUCUGUAUUUGACGUAUGUACCCCGUCACGUAAUGCAGGAUUUUAGUUAAUAUUGGGAUUAAUUUGCUUUGAUGGGGGGAAACAAAAAAAAAAAAACAAGGAAGUGGGUGCCACCGCAAUAGACUUAACAGUGCUAGAGUAGCCGUAACUAAAUGUUUGAAAAAUGCUAAAGUAGUUCAAGAUUACUGUUCAUUUUCUGCCACUUUUACACCAUUAAACAAUAAUGUAUUAAAAGCGUAGGUAUAAGUUUUUUCUAUCAAGUCACUUGAGUAAAAUUAUUUUUAACUGGUAUAGAAUCGUGCGUAAACAUUGGGUAAUUAACUGAACUCUCGCAAAGCAUUCAGCAUAAUUAAGAAUUUAAAGUCAACAAUCCAGAGUUUAUCACCCAGUUUUUUUUUUUUGCUAUCAAGCAAAACAAUGCAACUGUCAUUCAAAGACUCUUUUGGCAUGAAAGGAAAAAAUUUCAAUAUAUUCCAAGAAGUACAGACUUUAUUGCCAAUCUUGAAAAUAAUAUACUACUAACUUUGAGGUUGUUAUGUGGUAAUCAAGUUCAAGCUAUCAUUACACCGACAAUACAACCACUGUUGAAAUUUUUAAAGUUAUUCAGAUCCCGUGCAUCUGUUCAUUCUUGCUAAUUAGAGGAAUUUCCUCAUGUUAUUGCUUUUCAUUUAUAUUUUUCACAUAGUUAGGUCACUUGGAAAUUCGCAUUACAUAUAUCUGAUAUCGUCUUCUCUGUUUUUUUUUUUAUUUUAUUUUUUUUUUUAUUUCAGAUUUAUCAAAUUUUAUAAUACACUAUAACAGAGAGUCGAAUUAUCUUCGCCAUAUCAUGCGAUUUACAAAAGUCAAAGUUUGGAACAUUAUUUAACGAAUACUUUUCAAACAUGAUUCCCACAAAAUGCUGAAUUAGAGAAAUCGUUAGACUUCAUUCUUUCCAGAAAUUUGCGUUCAUAGAUCGUUAUAUCACUACACUUGAUGUGUUGUGAUGCAAUAUUCUAACAUAUGUGUGAAGACAAUUUGUGCUUGGACCGUAUUCCAACAAUCACAAAACUACCGUAAAUAA